AUGAUCUCGUUAGGGGGUCUUUUAGCCGCUUUACUCGGCAAUUCGGUGAUAGGCCUUGGAAAUUGCUUACAAAAGUACGCGCUACAACGCGGUGGUGCCUCGGAAACUUCCGGAUCGUCGUCGUCUUUACAAGAAACAACUAGUACUACAAAUACCUUUGAAGACGAUUCGCAAGAACAAUUGAAUUUACUUAAUGGGAAAUCUAUCACCUUUGUUUCUAGCCCUUUACUCGAUCGUCAUUCAUUAACUAUUAAUCGUUUUACUGGUAAAAAUGAUGAGAUAGAAGAAGGCGACAACGAAAUUGCGGGUGUCAAUCUGUCACCUAAUGCAAGUACUACAACACUUACUCCCAUGAAUAUAAACAAUAAUAGUAUCGAUAAUAGCAUCAAUAGUGAUAACAACAUUAAUAAAAGAAAUUAUUCACGGUUUAGAGAUCGAACAUGGUUUCUCGGUAUAUCGCUUGUAUAUCUUGGUGAAUUAUUCGGAAAUUGGGUGGCAUUGGCAUUAAUUCCUGCCUCAGUCGUAAUACCAUUGGGAAUUCUCGGUGUAAUAGUCAAUGCGAUACUUGCAAAUUUUCUAUUGGGUGAAAAUGUUUCAUUUCAUCAAAAGAUUGGAUAUAUUUGGAUAUUAACUGGAGUACUGGCGAUAAUUUUAUUCUCCGCCGCAAAUGAAAUGGAAGAUAAAUUAUGGACAGGUGCUGAAAUUGUUAAUUAUAUGCUACAAUUUCGUGUACUCGGUUGGUUGUUGGUAAUUUUUAUCACGGAAUGUAUAUUAAUCUUGACUGUGAGACGACAAACAAGAAAAAAAGAAUCGUCUUUAGUUUUCUAUGUGUUGAUGACUGCUGGAUUUGGAGCACUAACUGUAGUGUCUAGCAAAUUUUUGGCUCUGUUGUUAACUUGUUGGUUAUUUCUUUCUAAUCAGCCUUCGGAUGGUGUCCGAGAAAAAGUUAAUCUUGGUCAGGAAAUUGAUACACUGAUAUAUCGAGCUCAACGGAAUAACAUUCAAUUAAUGUUUGGAGAUGAGAUGCCAACUUCCAUCAUUAUAUUCGCUUUAUUCGCAUUACUAGUGAAUCUAGUUAUUGGAAUCGGGGGUCAAGAAAUAUGUAAACAAAUUGCUCUCAGUAAAUAUCGCAUCACUCAGUUUCAGCCAAUGUUCUACGCGUCACAUGUGACAUUUGUCGCAAUAAGUGGAAUGAUUGUGUUCAAGGAGGUUGGCGGGUGGUGGUCCAUGUUCGGAUUUGUUAUUGGAAUUAUGGCAAUUAUUCGAGGUGCUUCUUAUUUACUGGGUGUGGAAAAGAAAAUUGUUUGGUGGUGGUGGCAUCAAAGACAUGCUAUAAAGUCUGGUGUUGGUGUUGCAUCAACUGGCAGUGAUCGUCAAAGAUAUUAUGACGGGAUAAUUAGCGAUGCUGAUGAUACGGAUUAUUAUCAAGAUGAUCUUGAAACUGAUACAUUAUUAAAAAGUAACGGACAGCAAAGACUACCAGAAAUUGGCGAAGGAGGAAUUGAAGUUGAAGCGGGUGAUCGAGAUAAUCGUCUAAGAAAUACAAAUCAACAAUAUGGAGCGUGUUAUUGA
Molecule: messenger RNA, 1572 nt
Organism: Ambispora gerdemannii
Lineage: Eukaryota; Fungi; Glomeromycota; Glomeromycetes; Archaeosporales; Ambisporaceae
Source: the annotation of a GenBank genome assembly